Messenger RNA from Rhizopus microsporus ATCC 52813, 1834 nucleotides. RefSeq lists its product as uncharacterized. The coding region runs from base 56 to 1711 and encodes 551 amino acids. The record is from RefSeq and is a predicted model, not a curated record. Gene Ontology annotation, molecular function: ATP hydrolysis activity; ATP-dependent protein folding chaperone; ATP binding. The transcript is spliced from 6 exons. Lineage: Eukaryota; Fungi; Mucoromycota; Mucoromycetes; Mucorales; Rhizopodaceae. Gene Ontology annotation, biological process: protein folding. Gene Ontology annotation, cellular component: chaperonin-containing T-complex.
GUCAAAAGUAACUUUUUUUUUCUGUAUUCAUCGAAACAUCCAUCAGCAAUAAGCAAUGUCACGUCCAAUGAUGCAACCGCAAAUCAUUCUUUUAAAAGAAGGCACUGAUACAUCUCAAGGCAAAGGGCAGCUUCUUUCAAAUAUCAAUGCUUGUGCUGCUGUUGUUGAUACUGUUAAGACAACCCUUGGACCUAGAGGUAUGGACAAGUUGAUGGUAGACAGCAGAGGUGAAGUGACCAUCUCCAACGACGGUGCUACUAUUAUGAAAUUACUCGACAUUGUUCAUCCUGCUGCAAAGACACUGGUAGAUAUUGCUCGUUCUCAAGAUGCUGAGGUGGGAGAUGGUACUACAAGUGUAGUCUUACUUGCUGGUGAAUUGCUGAAAGAAAUAAAAGGUUAUAUCGAAGAAGGUGUCAGUCCACAUGUUAUCAUCAAGGGUUACAGAGCUGCUGCUCGUUUGGCAAUCGACAAAGUAAAGGAAUUAGCUGUCAAGAUUGACAAAAACAACGAAACUGAAUUCAGAGAUCUCCUUUCUAAAUGUGCAGCCACAGCCAUGAACUCAAAGUUGAUUUAUUCCCAAAAAGAAUUCUUCACCAAGAUGGUUGUUGAUGCCGUUUUAUCUCUUGAUCAAGAAAGCUUAAAUGAACGUCUGAUUGGUAUUAAACGAGUCCCUGGUGGCGCUAUGCAAGACUCUAUGUUAGUGAAGGGUGUCGCUUUCAAGAAGACAUUCUCUUAUGCAGGUUUCGAACAACAGCCCAAGGCCUUCAAGGACCCCAAGAUCUUGUGUCUUAAUGUUGAAUUAGAAUUAAAAGCCGAAAAGGAUAAUGCUGAAGUACGCGUUGAGCAAGUGUCUGAAUACCAAGCUAUCGUUGACGCUGAAUGGCAAAUUAUCUACCAAAAGCUGGAAGCCAUUGUUGCAAGUGGUGCCAAGGUUGUGCUGUCCAAGUUGCCCAUUGGUGAUUUAGCUACACAAUUUUUCGCUGACCGUGACAUCUUCUGUGCUGGUCGUGUUGCCAAAGAUGAUAUGGACCGUGUUGUUCAAGCAGUAGGCGGCUCUAUUCAAUCCACCUGUUCUGAUCUGCGUCCUGAACAUCUCGGUCAAUGUGAAACCUUCGAAGAAAGACAAGUAGGUGGUGAGCGUUUCAAUAUCUUUGAAGGCUGUCCUCAAGCAAAGACUUGCACCCUUAUUCUCCGUGGUGGUGCUGAACAAUUUAUUGCCGAAGUCGAACGCUCUCUGCACGACGCAAUUAUGAUUGUCAGACGUGCCAUUAAAAAUAACUUGAUUGUUGCCGGUGGUGGUGCCACAGAAAUGGAGCUCUCUAAGUACCUUCGUAUGCACUCACGUACAAUUGAAGGAAAGCAGCAAUUGAUCAUUGGCGCCUAUGCAAAGGCAUUCGAAAUUAUUCCUAGACAAUUGUGUGAUAAUGCUGGUUUUGAUGCCACUGAUAUCCUUAACAAAUUAAGAAUGAAGCAUGCUCAAGGUGGAAUCUGGUACGGUGUAGAUAUAAAUAACGAAACGAUUGCAGAUAACUUUGAGGCAUUUGUUUGGGAACCAGCCCUCGUCAAGAUCAAUGCCAUUGCUGCAGCCACUGAAGCUGCUUGCUUGAUUUUAUCAGUAGAUGAAACAGUCAAAAAUGCUCAAAGUGAGAAGCCUCAAGGAGGACCUCCUAUGCCCGGUGCUGGUCGUGGCCGUGGUAUGCCAAGACGAUAAACACCAUAUUCUUUGCUGUUCUUUGUUUGCGUAAUUACAUAAUAAUAAAAAAAAAAGACACUGCUGCCGUCAUUCAGGCACAUGAGCAAUUUAAUCGUCGCAUCCUGUUGUUAAAGUCUCUCC